Clupea harengus (Atlantic herring) is the source of this 1547-nucleotide messenger RNA. RefSeq names its product ciliary microtubule-associated protein 2-like. The record is from RefSeq and is a predicted model, not a curated record. Lineage: Eukaryota; Metazoa; Chordata; Actinopteri; Clupeiformes; Clupeidae.
CCUCCCCAGUUUAUGGACACAGCCACAAAGGCGGUCUGGUGAUGAAGUACAGUGUAAUCAAACAAUUACUAAAUUUAAAAGAAAAUGUAAAUUCUUAAAUUAAAUUUUGACGACAAUGGUGACUUCAUCACUUUGUUUAUUUGAAAGCGGCAACAGUUUUUGUAUGUGGCCUAUUUUCAGGGCUACAAGCUCCUCUAUUGUCAUGAAGCUUGUGACGAUUCCCACAGAAUUCUCACAGAGGCAUAGAAAGUUCUGAGAGAAGAGGUUAAAACCAUAAUGAGAAGUAGGCUACGUUGGCGUUGUCGAGUGCAUGGUCAGAAUGAAAAUCUGAAUCGUUCGUGUGGGCAGUGAUGGUGACAAUGUUUUGGGUGUGUGCGUGUGUUCAAGUUUUUCUUGGGUUGGUAUGUAAGUCACCAAUGACACCCAGUGGUCAAAUUAAGUACCAGGGCACCUGCACUGUGGCUUACUAAAUGCUGAUUAGUUGUAGGCCUAUGACAGUGCAAAGCAAUCAUUGACGCCGCCUAUUAUUGCAAUUCAAUACGCUAGAUGACGUCAGCACAAGAAAGGCUUGAUCACAGAAACAGCUUUUCAAUAUUAUGGGCUUGCUUUACUUGUAAUGUUCUAACAUAAUUUUAACUUGGACCUGUAAACAGGAAGGAUAAAGCAUGGAAGACAAGCAAUUCCUUGGCGCCCCUUUUGGGACACAGUCAAAGAGGUUUGAUGUUUCAGGCGUUCACCCUAAAAGAAAGCAGAUAGGGACAUUCACAGAAGUCCCAUACUGCAAAAAAAUCACUGGGGAUCUGGUGAGAAACCUCGGCCCAGGUAAGUAUGAGAUGGAUGCAGGCGACUUCAGCCGGCGUGCGGUGCAAAACAGGGCACCAGGGCAGGGCUGGAGGAAGCAGCAGGGGGCUAACAUGCCUAACAUUCUCCACAGGGAGGCCUGGAUGACCAAACAUGCGCUGAAUGAUGCACUUGGACCUGGAAAACACGACCUCAAAAGCUUCACUGAUCUUCUGGAGGAGAAGCCCUGCUGUGUGAGGGGUGUGUGUGAUUCUCACGAGGAGAGAUUCAAAAAAUAUAAGAAGUGUCCCGCUGGCCCAGGGAGUUAUGGGAAAGGGGGCAUCCCCAGCAGUCUGCUGGAUGAGAGGAGGGCAAGGCCCACGGGAACCUGCUGCACCAUGGAUUUCAGCGCUGGAGUGGAGCGUUUCCCGGAGGGGCAAGCGGAUUGUGGUUUGUGCCCAGGCACUUACAAGCUGAAGUCUUCCACUGAGCUAAUCCUUGAGCACCAUGUCAGUAAGAAAGGGCCUUAUGAAAUAUUCACAGGGAGGAGAGACAAACCCAUCAACUGUGGACAUUUCGCAGCUGCGAGAACAGCCAAUGUGAAUCCAGGUAAGUACUUCCUGCCUCCCAUGUUUGGUGAAGAGCUCAUGAAGAUUCACUGUGGCAGGAUUGGCCAAGUGGAGCGCUUUCCCACCGUGCCGACUGAACGUAUCUCCCGCAGCACACUGGCACAGAGGCCUGAACCAGCAGUCAGUAACACCGGAUAG